GCCGGGCUCCGGGGGGGGGUGUCUCGCCCGGGCUCCCGGUGCGCUCGGCGGGGCGGCCCAGGUGCGCCGGGCGGGGGGGUCCCGGGGCGCGGGGGGGGGGGUCCCGGGGCGGUCGCGGUGUCCCGGUCCCGCCCGUGCCGCUGCCGCCGCGGUGCCCCCGGGCGCGGAGCCACCAGGAACUGCCCCGGGUUUUCCUGCCCGUCCCGUCCCGUCCCGGCGCCGCGCGGCGCGGGGCCGGGCACGACGGGGCGCAGCCCGGGGACCCCGGCCCGGUAUCGGUUCUGCUUUCGGGGGAGGCGGCGAUUUCGCAGUAACGGGGGGCGGGUGCCACCUGCCCCGGGGAUUCCCCACCACCCCACCCCAUAAGAGCCCGGUAGCCGCGCCGGUGGCGGCAUCGACCGACCAUGGCCCCGCUCCGGCUCCUCUGCCUCUGCCUCCCGCUGCUGCUGCUGCUGCCGCCGCCCGCGGCCCCGGCCCCGGCCCCGGCCCCCCGCACCGACUGGGCCGCCUGCAGGAACCUCUCCCGGGAGCUGUCCCAGCUGGUGUCGACCCUCAAGGAGCCGCACCGGGCCCUGGAGGAGAUGCGCCUGAGCGAGGAGGACCCCAAGAACUGGCCCCCCCGGAUCCGCUGCAGCGACGCCUGCGACCCCUCCACGCUGGACACCAACAACACGCGCUGCCUGCGGCGCAUCCUCCAGGGGCUGCAGCACUACCGGGACCUGCUGGGCUCCGACAUCUUCACCACCCGCCGCCUGACCAAGCUGGAGGCUGCACUGGACCGGCUCCUGGGCCUCAUCCAGCAGGAGCACGGCCGUCCCCCCCAGCAUCCCAUGGCCCCCAGCGAUACCUGGGCCCACCCGCUGCUGCAGCGCCUGGCACUCCAGCGGCUCCAGUCCUUCACCACCAUCAUGAGCCGCGUCUUCACCCACAGUGCCAGCCCCCACUGAGGCCGGCCCGGCCACGGCCCCCCCGAUUAUUUAUUCCCCUCCACCCCAAGGGCUAUUUAUGUGCAAUGCUCCCUAUUUAUCUCGGG
Messenger RNA from Grus americana (Whooping crane), 1033 nucleotides. It is a transcript of the gene IL23A, whose product is annotated as interleukin 23 subunit alpha. The record is from RefSeq and is a predicted model, not a curated record. Lineage: Eukaryota; Metazoa; Chordata; Aves; Gruiformes; Gruidae. The coding region runs from base 405 to 947 and encodes 180 amino acids. Gene Ontology annotation, biological process: positive regulation of T cell proliferation; positive regulation of T-helper 17 cell lineage commitment; immune response. Gene Ontology annotation, molecular function: cytokine activity. Gene Ontology annotation, cellular component: interleukin-23 complex; extracellular region. The transcript is spliced from 4 exons.